This is a messenger RNA of Ochotona curzoniae (black-lipped pika), 2797 nucleotides long. RefSeq names its product DiGeorge syndrome critical region gene 6 like (gene DGCR6L). The transcript is spliced from 5 exons. NCBI's taxonomy places the organism in Eukaryota, Metazoa, Chordata, Mammalia, Lagomorpha, Ochotonidae. The record is from RefSeq and is a predicted model, not a curated record. Bases 53 to 649 code for a protein of 198 amino acids.
GCGGGACGCGCCGCGCCCCGGACUGUUGUGGAAGCGGGGCUGCGCGGGCGCCAUGGAUCGCUACUCGGGCGCCUUGGAGGAGGCGGCGGACGGGGCUCGGCAGCAGGAGCGGCACUAUCAGCUCCUGUCCGCGCUGCAGAGCCUCGUCAAGGAGCUGCCCAGCUCCUUCCAGCAGCGCCUGUCCUACACUACGCUGAGCGACCUGGCCCUCGCGCUGCUGGACGGCACCGUGUUCGAGAUUGUGCAGGGGCUCCUGGAGAUCCAGCACCUCACUGAGAAGAGCCUGUACAACCAGCGCCUGCGGCUUCAGAACGAGCACCGGGUGCUCAGACAAGCCCUGCGGCAGAAGCACCAGGAGGCCCAGCAGGCCUGCCGCCCACACAACCUGCCAGUACUGCAGGCAGCCCAGCAGCGUGAGCUGGAGGCAGUGGAGCAUCGGAUCCGGGAGGAGCAGCGGGCGAUGGACAGGAAGAUUGUGCUGGAGCUGGACCGGAAGGUGGCUGACCAGCAGAGCACGCUCGAGAAGGCAGGGGUAGCCGGCUUCUACGUGACCACCAACCCACAGGAGCUGACGCUGCAGAUGAACCUCUUGGAGCUCAUCCGGAAGCUACAGCAGAGGGGCUGCCACGUGGGGAAGGGGGGCCUGUGACAGGGCACGCCCCCUGCCCAGCACACCUGAGAAGGCAGCCCUGCCCCACCUGCACCAGAGGCAGCGUUCAGUCACAGAGCUCUCCUUCUGAGGCCCAGCCGCCCGUGACAGGCCUGCGCGUGUCCCCCACCUGUGUGUGGAAGUGGUGUCCAAAUGCAAAGACGGUGUCAUGAAGAGGAGACACAGCCGCCACCUACCCCACGACUCAGUAGAGAGGGGACCCAGAGGCCCUAGCACUUCUCUCUCCACGGGACUAUUGCGACCUUCUGCAAGCCCCAGGCUGCAUGCUGCUGCUGCUGCUGCUGUCCUCGGCUCCCUCCACCAGCAGCUGCAGUCACUGCCUGGGAAGGGCUCCCGGCCCAGGUUCCAUGGGACCCAGAGAAAUAAAGGCGCCUGGGCAAGGCGUGUGCGUGGCCGGUGUGACAGCUGUGCAGCUGAGCCGCAGCCAGCAGAGGGCAGCAUUCCAUCUGCAGCCCGGCACGGGACAGAGACCUGGCCCUGGCUGGCUGAGGACCUCACCCAACUCUGCUCCACAGGGGGCCAGAGAAAGCAGAAACCUACCAGAGCAGGAGGAAACAGGUGGGACUCCGGGGGUCCAAGCAGGGCACCCCAGGAGCCAGGCUUUAGCACUAGGAGCACCUUGAUGGUGCGGGUCUGAGUCCACAAGCCCCUCCCUCCACUGCCAGAGCUGACCCCAUGUGAGGGCCCCCAAACUGGCCCAGAGACCUUGCAACUGGUGGAAAGUGGUUUAUUGAGCAGGUGGGCUCCUCCCACCAAGCUGCCUGUACACUCCCAGGCCUCGUGGGGUACCCCUGCCUUGGGCUUUGUGGCUCAGAGCCUGGCAGGAUUAUGUGGGGAUUGGUGGAGGCACAGCUCUCAUCAGCUCAGGCAGGCAUCAGACUUGGCCCAUAUUAACAGAACUGGGGACCUCUGGCGCAGCCAGCCCUGCCUUCAGCAGGUCUGGGAGUCUUGGGUGUAGAAUCCUGGAAUCCAUGUGCAGCACAGUGAUGGCCGGAGUGCACCCAGGCUGAAACUCCACAGGCCGAGGGGUCGGAGUGCCUGGGCGUGGGCUCUAGGCCGGGCAGUACAGGAGGCUGCGGGUGCGGAGCCGCCGACAGAGCUCCUGCCAGAGCAGCUGCCGCUCUCGCUGGGCGCCCUUCAUGAUGCCACUGUUCUCCAGGGCGCGACGGGACAGGUAGGGCAGCACUUCCAUCACAGGGCCAUAGGGCACGUAUUUGUACACGGGGAAGCCCGCCUGGCCUACAUAUACAGGGCCCACGCAGCCGUGAGUCCCUGACCUAGCCAGGGUGUACCUGCCCACCCUCCCGACCCGGGAGGCCCAUCUUACCCAGGGGGAAGCUGAUCUGGUCACACAUGCCCAGCAGUUGCCCAAAGUACACCUGGCGGUCAGCAGGGUGCAGGCCCAGCUCCUCCAUCCUGUGAAACAGUGAGGCCAAACAGGCGAAAGCCAACCUUAGGAUGCUAUUCCACCCCAAUCCAGGGCAGGGCAUGGCUCCUGCCUCAGCUCACUACCCCACCGUCCACACACCAGCCCCUGUCCCCUCUCCUAUACCCCACAGCCAGGCAUCUUCCUGCUGGGCUGCCCUGUUGCUCCCAGGAGGUGGCUCUCCCCCAGGGGAGCAUUGGGGGGCUGCAAGGUGGCAUCCUUCCCCAGAGCUCCUGUGUGCCAGCUGCAGCAGCUCCAGGCCUCAGCAGGCAGCCACACUCCAACGGAGGCUGUGGCUAAGGUGUUGGGACUUUUAUGUGGAAUGAGCAUGCAAGCCAACACAUCGCUUUUCUACGACACUUUAUAUUCUGUGCACAUGGGGUAAUUCAAAUGCAUUAUCAAGGGGCAACCAUCUGGAAUGCUGGGAUCCCAUAUGGGCACCAGAUGUUUUGCUUCUGAUCUAGCUGCCUGCUAAUGUGCCUGGGGAAGCAGCAGAAAAUGGCUCCAAGUCCUCAGGGCCUCGCACUUAUUCAGGAGACUCAGAUGGAGUCCCCAGGUUCCAGCUGUGGCCUGCCCCAGCCCCAGCUGUUACAACUCUGGGGAAUGAACUGGCAGCAGAAAGGUUCUCUACCCAACCCCCACCACCCCGUCUCUGUAACUCUUGCCUUUCAAAUAAAAAUGUAAGAACAUUUAAAAACAAA